Messenger RNA from Condylura cristata (star-nosed mole), 2596 nucleotides. RefSeq names its product chromosome unknown open reading frame, human C5orf30 (gene MACIR). The transcript is spliced from 2 exons. Bases 186 to 809 code for a protein of 207 amino acids. Gene Ontology annotation, biological process: negative regulation of cytokine production involved in inflammatory response; negative regulation of fibroblast migration. NCBI's taxonomy places the organism in Eukaryota, Metazoa, Chordata, Mammalia, Eulipotyphla, Talpidae. The record is from RefSeq and is a predicted model, not a curated record.
GCGGUAGCUGGCGCUGAGCGCGGUGGGAGAGGAGAGGGUACCCGGCUGGCUAGGCUGGCGGCCUCGGCCCGGAUCUCAGCGCCGCAGUCCUGCACCUCUCCCGCCUUGUCUCCGGGUCCGCGGCCCCAGGCACGGCGGAGGCGGUGGAGCUGUGGGCCACGGGAGUGUGCAGACUGGUGCCUAAAAUGGAAGUAGAUGUUAAUGGCGAGUCCAGAAGUCCUCUGACCACCCUGCCCUUGCCCGUGGUCGAGGCGAGCUCCCCGGGGAAGGCAGAGGCGGAGAAGCCCCGCUGCUCCAGUACACCGUGUUCACCCAUGCGCCGGACUGUGUCGGGCUACCAGAUCCUCCACAUGGACUCUAACUAUUUGGUUGGCUUCACCACUGGUGAGGAACUCCUGAAGUUAGCCCAGAAGUGCACGGGAGGUGAGGAGAGUAAGGGGGAAGCCACCCCUUCCUUGCGCUCCAAACAGCUGGAUGCAGGACUCGCCCGUUCUUCUCGCUUGUAUAAAACAAGAAGUAGGUACUACCAGCCAUAUGAGAUCCCAGCGGUCAAUGGCAGGAGACGAAGGCGCAUGCCCAGCUCAGGAGACAAGUGCACUAAAUCUUUACCUUAUGAACCUUACAAGGCUCUCCAUGGGCCUCUGCCUCUUUGUCUUCUUAAAGGUAAAAGGGCUCACUCCAAAUCUCUGGACUACCUCAAUCUAGAUAAAAUGAACAUCAAGGAGCCAGCUGACACAGAAGUGCUACAGUACCAGCUUCAACACCUAACCCUCAGAGGGGACCGUGUGUUUGCUAGGAAUAACACAUGAGUGACGCACAGAGUGUGUUAGCCAGUUUAGGUCAGCCUGCCCUUGGGUAGAAAAAUCCACUGUUGUACUCUGUACAGGACUCUUCACACUGUAGAUGGUUAUAUCAGCUAAAUGUUCCUGGAACAUAAAAAUCGUUGGGAUCAAAUUUUGAAUACAGGAAUGAAUCACAGGUACUUGGGGGAAAAUCAUUCUAGAGCACGCAUCUGCAAAGAAAAGAGAAUGUUGACCACUAGUUUGUAUAGCUUUUUAGCUAGGAAACACGGCUUUGGUACAGUAAUGUCACCUUUUGAUUCUGACACUCAAAUUGGGAAUGUUACCUGCUUGGUUGUUGCUGACUUGGUAUGAUACAUUAGAAAUUUAUAUCUUAAGUACUCAAGUACUUCUUUAAUCUCUGUAUUUUACUAUGAAAUGUAUGUAAUGAUUUGUUUUAUGGACUUUAGAACUUGAACAUUGCUGAAUUGGACCACUUUUUAUUUUUAAAUAUUGAGUUUAAAUAUUUUAUAACUGGUUUUGCACUGAAAAAAAUUAACAUUUCAGAUUGACAAGAGAGUAAUCUUUCUUCACUUGCCUCAAUAGUAUUAUUGAGCAAUGAUUUUUUUAUUUCCGCAUGGAAGUUAUUGAUCUCUAUGGGUGUAAAAUAUUUCUUUAUAGCGUUAUUAAAGUGUGUCUUAAUAAAAUGAAAUUUGGGAUACAAAGUAUUUAUUUUACAUUGUGGGGGGAACUCUUCCAGAAAGUUUCCAAAAUGAAGUUUAAUAAGUUGAAAAAAUUUCCUUAGUGCUUAUUUUCUAAUUUAAAAUUCCUCUGGAAGUUUAGAAUGAAAAGGAUUCUUUUAAUUAUGGACUAUAAGCAUAAAAUUGUUUGCAUCUGAAUGUUCUGUAUGUGAAUGGAACUUUAAAGAGGAACUUGUGAUUUCUACUAUUGAAUGCUCAAACUGAGUAGGAAGUGACACCAUUCAGCAUGGCAUCCGGGUCAUUCCAGUUUUAGUUCUGCGCAGUACAUGCACUUACUGAAAUUCCAGUCUCUAGGACUAGGGAAGGAGCCUAACUUGCUUCUACAGUUUUAAUGGGUUAAUCCUGGAUUACUUAACAAUUUAUGUCAAUUGCACUGGUUUAAUUUGUUGCUAAAGAAAUAAUGCCCUGGCUUUAGUAACAAAUCUAGCUCAACUAUUCUUGAAUAUAUUUUGAAAAAAGAAAUGUAACUUAAACCAUUUUGUAAAGGUUUCUUUCUGUUUUGACUCUUGAAGGUGCAAUUUAUAAUUGAAUUGGCAUUUCUGGUAGCAUAGAACUGCUUAAAUUUUAUUUUGGGGGCUACGAGUUUCUUAGGUGUUAACAAAUUGCUUUAAAAAUAAGAGCAACUUUUAAUUAUUGAGCAGGUCACUUCUGUUACAGUUGUGACUUUUAUUUAGCCAGAAUGAAUGGCAAACUAUUUAGAACAGAGCAAGUGUUAGAGAACCCUAGGAACUCGUAACAUUUACUAUACUUUCACUGAGGCAAACUUUGUGAAAGAGGCUGGGGGAAGUUGGCUCAUAAUUUACUGAGUUGAUCAGAUUUGGUGAUGGGCUAUUGUAUAUUUUAAAAGUAAAUUGCACCUUUGUAACAUAUUGUAUUGAUGAAUGAUCACUAAGAUUAACUAUAUCUACACAGUCACUAGUUUGACAAGUAAUAGAAUCCUGUCAGAUGCCAAAGAGUUGGGAUUUUUACGUUUAAUGAUUAAACACCGUUAUUUAUUGAUGAUUUACCCUGUGGAACUGUAUUAUUUCUAACAAUGAAAUAAAAGGGUGAUGUAAA